Messenger RNA from Gadus macrocephalus (Pacific cod), 5387 nucleotides. It is a transcript of the gene mki67, whose product is annotated as marker of proliferation Ki-67. Gene Ontology annotation, cellular component: nucleus; chromosome. Bases 215 to 5206 code for a protein of 1663 amino acids. The record is from RefSeq and is a predicted model, not a curated record. Lineage: Eukaryota; Metazoa; Chordata; Actinopteri; Gadiformes; Gadidae. The transcript is spliced from 15 exons. Gene Ontology annotation, biological process: regulation of mitotic nuclear division; regulation of chromosome segregation. Gene Ontology annotation, molecular function: protein binding.
CACCACCGUGUACAGAGAGAAGUGAAGCGGAGAGGAACAAUAUUAGCGUAGUUAGCCCGCCGUCGGUUUAUCUGCGUUAGAGCAGAUUUAGUUAAAUUAGGAGUUACAUAGUAAAUCUGAUGAAUUUGUGGACUUCAGGUUAUUUUAAUUUUACAGGGCUCGGAUCGAUCUACAUGGACUACGUCGAUUAAAAGGUUUGUGAAGGUAACUCAAAAUGCCAUACGGAAAGAUUGUCGUGAUAAAGAGGGGAGGAGGAGAUGGAACUGAGUUUCCUCUAACUGCAACAUGUCUCUUUGGAAGGAAGCAAGAAUGUGAUAUUCGUAUCCAGCUGCCUCAUGUAUCUAAAGAACACUGUCGGGUGGAACUGAAUGAAAAUAAAGAGGUGAUCCUCACUAACAUGAGUUCGGUGAACCCGACUCGUGUGAACGGGGAAGAGCUGCAGCAGGCGGAACGUCUGAAGCAUGGUGACGUAAUCACAAUUAUUGACCGUUCUUUCAGGUUUGAGUCUCCUCCACAACAGACGCCAAAGAAAUCUUCGGUCUCUGGCAAAGCAGAUACUCAGGUUCUGCACGAGCAGUUGAGAACCCCAGGAGUGAACCGGACGUCUGAGAUCUCAACAGGCCCCCGUCUGAAAGAUGGCGCAAACAAUGACAACAUCCAGCGAUCCCUGGAUAAGACCAUGGAGGUGGAGUCCAAGGAUGACAAGACCGACUCCCCCUUCAACGAGCUGUACCAGAUGAUCAAGCAUUCUCUGGUGACUCCACGCAAACCGUCCGGACAGCAGUCCCAGACACCCGCAACCAAGAGCGGCACCCCCAGGUCUCAGCCCGGGCUUAUCACUAAAGUGGUUGUGCAGCCUGCUGCUGCCACACCAGACGUGGUGAGCACCGCCAGCAAAGAUGAGAUCAAGAGCCAGGUGGUUGCACCUGCAAAGUCCCCGAAGAAGCAGACUCCAAAAACCUCCCUACCCGCUCAGGAGACGCCCAAAAAGACGGGUCUGUCUCUGCCUGCCGAAACCCCCAGCACCCUGGAGGCGAGCGCAGCACCUGAGGAAGAGACCCCGCAGGAUGCCAUUGCCGAAGCGACCUGUGCCACACCCACUCGUGCCUCAGUGAAGCCCUCUCCAAGGGUGUCACCUCGCAGUGUUGAGAAGACGAUCAAGGCCCACAGUUUAAAGAAGGAGCUGGCAGCAAAGACGGCAGCAAGUGAGAUACUGGCAGCAAAGAAAAGGGAAAUGGAAGCUUCAGCCAGCCCAAUGACAAUGAGGAAGCGCGUGUCAUUCGGAAGCCACCUGAGCCCCGAGCUGUUUGACAAACGCCUGCCCCCGAGCUCCCCUCUGCAGAAGGGGGCCACCCCGCGACACAGCCUCAGCGUGGCUCGACCCAAACAGUCGCUCCUCAGACGGGCCUCAGCCAUGGGCUUGGUCAAGGAGUUUGACGAAGUAAAAAGCCCGAAGACCAAGUCUCCAAAGGCCAAGACUCCCUCGCCCGCCAAGAAGUCGCCAAAGGUCAAGUCUGGCACACCUUCAAACGACCAGUCUCCCACCGUCAAUGGGCGCUUCUCCGUUUCACGCAUUAACACGCCGUCGCCCAACGCCGAACUGGAGACCGCCACCCCGAAACUGCCCCUGAAGAGGAAGAGCAUCGCUAGGAAGAGCAUCGCUCGGAAGACGCCCAAGACCGCCCUGAAGAAUGCGGCCGAGGUUCUGCGCAGAAGAAGUGGAGUUUCAAGGGCAUCUUUGAAGGUUGUGAAUUCCUGGGUGGACAUUGUGAAGUUUGGCCAGGCCAAGCCGGUGGUCGCCCUAUGCAAGGGUCGGGCUGCCCCACAGAAGGUGAAGAAGGCUGUGGUGGCUCUACCCAUGACCCCUGCUAAGAAGUGCCCUCACGGCCAUGUGACCACUGGCCAUGCUGAUUCACCUGUCACUAUUGUCGUCGGCAAAGCCUUCAAUCAACGGGCCGUUCAAGCAGCAGGGGCUGCUCCCAAGCUGGUCCAGAAUAUCGCUCUUCUGAAGAAGAACAUGAAAGUAGAUCAAGACCUGACCGGAAUCGCCGAGAUCUUCACCACCCCAGUCAACGCAAGGAAGAGGAAAUCUGACCUGAUGGCGAAGACCUCCACAGAGACUCCCGCCACAGCGCUCUCUACAUCCGCCGUCGAAAUGUCCGUCAUGAACACGCCAGAGGAGACCGGUGAAAUGGUUGUUUCCCCAAUGGGCGUUGGCUCCACAGCAAAGCGCGGCACAUUCAACCGCGAGGCGGUGCAGCGUCUCCUGCAGAGUGAGGAGGGCUCCAGCUUCGUCGCCGAGGCCCCGGCUCUGGAUGACGCCGUGCAGGCCUCCAGCCAAGUGGUCGACACCAAGGAGGCCACCCCCAAGCAGAAGCCCGCCCAGAGGGCCGCGAGGACCCCCAAGCAGAAAGCCGAGCCCAUCGAGGACCUCCGGGGAAACCUCCUGAAGACACCCAAGCAGAAGCCGCAGCAGCCAGACGGUCUCAGCGCCGUGAAGCGGAUCAUGAAGACCCCGAGGCAGAAGUCCGAGCCCAUGGAGGACCUCAGGGGGAAACUGCUGAAGACUCCCAGAGUGCAGAAGGUCUCUGGAGAGCUGAAUCUAGAGGGAGUCGAGCAGCUCCUGCAGACCCCUAAACGGAGGGAGGAACCGGUCAGUGCCGUUCCAGAGGUGGUUGUCCAGGAAACUCGGGCCACCCCGGAAGAAACCAUCGCUCCCGUUGUGGAGGUUGAGGAAAAUCUGACAACCCCUGUGGAAACCAUCGCUCCCGUUGAAGAGGUGGUGGUUGAGGAAACUCCACUGGCAACCCCUGUGGAAACCAUCGCUCCCGUUGAAGAGGUGAUGGUUGAGGAAACUCCACUGGCAACCCCUGAAGAGGUGGUUGUUGAGGAAACCAUCGCUCCCGUUGUAGAGGUCUUUGUUGAGGAAACCAUCGCUCCCGUUGUAGAGGUGGUGGUGGAGGAAACCAUCGCUCCCGUUGUAGAGGUGGUUGUGGAGGAAACCAUCGCUCCCGUUGUAGAGGUGGUUGUGGAGGAAACCAUCGCUCCCGUUGUAGAGGUGGUGGUGGAGGAAACCAUCGCUCCCGUUGUAGAGGUGGUUGUGGAGGAAACCAUCGCUCCCGUUGUGGCGGAGGUGAUUGCGGUAGUUCUGGCAACUCCUGAAGAAACCAUCGCUCCUGUUGUAGAGGUGGUGGUUGAGGAAGCUCUGACAACCCCUGAGGGAAACACUGCUCCCAUCGAAGAGGUGAUGGUUGAAGAAACUCCUGUUGUUGCUGAUAAACCAACUGAGAAUGCUGAGGAUGGACCGGAAGAUGCUAUUGAGGAAGUCGCCCAGGCAGACAUGGCCACCGAACUUGUCUCUUCUGACGCACCAGUUGCCAUGGAAACCGCCCCCAAGGAAGUCGUGCAAGACAGCGCCCUCCCCGCCGCAGCGCCUUUGAGCAAAUCUCUCCGAGGGAAGAAGGUGAAAGCGACCAAACAGGUCACCAACGAGGAUGCUACAGUGGAGGAACUGACCACCCCGGCCAGGGCAAGACCAGGAAGACCGGCGAAGAAAACCCCAGCGCCGUCUCAGGUCGAAGAACAGAUCCCCGCGAAGAGCCGACGUGGCAAGCUGACGGGGGGCCAGGACGUCGAGGCACCGGUCGUCACCAGCCUCGCCGAGGAGGCUCCAGAGGAAGCCCCUCUAAAGCCCAAAAGGGGGAGAAACGCCAAGCCCGCACCUGUUGUCGAUGCCGUACCAGAGAUCGCCACCACUGAAGAGACCGGCCCUCAGGCUCCUGCAGCCGAGGCCGUCAAAUCGGACACCACCGCACUCCCACCUCCAGUCAAGACUCCAGCAACCAGGAAGGGAAGGACCCCCAAGAAGGUGGCUGAACAGCCGACGGCUGUUCCCCAGCCUGAGGAAGAGUCCGUUCCCGCUGUAAAAGUGGCGAAGCCGAGAAGAGGCCGGAAGGCCGCCCAGCAGGAGCCUCGGGUGGGAGUGAUGGAGGAGGACGAGGUCAGUGAGGGGGCGGCUGACGCUCAGCCCGAAGAGCAGGCCCCUGUCACGGUGAAGGCCAGACGAGGGAGGAAGGCUGCACCAGAACCCGAGGCGGUCGCCGUUGAACAGGUCGCUGCCGAACAACCCACCCAGGCCCCGGUCCGGGCCAAGAGGGGAAGGUCAAUCAAGGCCAAACCAGAAGAGGAGGAGGCGGAGGUAGACGUCCCGGUCGUUCCAGAGGCUGUUGUGAAGCAGCUGCCUGAGAAAUCAAGGAGAUCAAAGAAGACCAAGCAAGAGUCUGUUGAGGAGGAGGAGGAGGCCUCCGAAGAGCUCCAAGUGGUGGAGAGUUCGGCCCCUGAGAAGGUGAAGGCUCCGUCUAAAGCCCGGGGAAGAAAGGCCAAGCAGCAAGAGGAGGCGGAAGAGACCCCUGUGGAGUUGGCUGUUGUCGCUGAGGUGGUCGAAGAACCCACCGCAGCCCCGGCUGAAAAACCCAAGAGAGGAAGGCGGCCAACAAAAGCUGAGGAGCCAGAGACGGUAGUCCCUACUACCGCGGAGAAGCCGAAGCGAGGAGGAAGGAGAGCGAAGACCGUUGUUGUCGAGGAGGAAGCCAACGCGCUUCCAGAGGAGACUGUGGAACCUGAGCCGUUUCAAGAGGAGAUCACCGAGUCAACCAGCAGCUCCCUGGCCCAACAGCCAGAGAAGGUUGUUAAGGCGACGAGGGCUAAGAGGGCUGCUGUGACGGUCCCAGCCACGGCGGCAGUCAAGAGGGGUCGUCGUGGUGCCGUGGAGCCCCCCCAGGAGGAGGCUGUCGUCGAAGAAGAGGUCGCUGCCGUCGCCGCGCAGCCCGCGGCUCGCGGAAGGGCAGGCAAACGGGGCACAGUGGGAACGGCUGAUGUUCCAGUGGAAGUGCCCGCAGAGGAAGAGGAGGGAGAAAAGGUCCAGCCCAAAAAGGGAAGGGUCUCAAAAAAGACCAAGUCUACACCCAAAGACCAGGAAUCCUCAAGACCAUUGGAGGACGAGGUGACUGUUACUCCUGAGAUUCCUACCGCAGCGCCUGUGGUCAAGGCCACCCGUGGCAGGAAAGCCGCUGUCGCAGCCGCUCCCGAGAAGGCGGUCCCCGUGGUCGCGGCCAAAAGAAACGUGUCCAAGGGCCAGAGCAAAGCUGAAGAGGAGGAUCUCUCAGUGCCUGUGAAGCGCACCAGGAGAGGCACCAAGGUUUUAUAGGCAGCUCAACCAGUUUACUACCUUUUCUAUUCUAUUAUAACAGUUCACUGGUAGUCUGCAGAAUGUGCUUUUGUCUUAAUGUUGUUGUUUUUUCAUACAUGUAUAUUGCUUUUUGAUUUUAUCUAAUGAUUCUUUUUUUAGUUUUGUGAGAAACGUUUUUAAAAUAAAUUACAAUUUCAAA